CGUUUUAGUCAAAGUUUAUAUUGUAAUGACCGUGCAGACGCGAUCUGGAAAGAUUCAGGAAAAGGAAGAUCCUGCUGUUGAUCAGCCCACAAGUAACGAACUACCGCCCAAUAGAGCUGCUCGCCGCGCUGCCCAAAAGAAAGAGCAGAAAGAAGCGAAAGCGAAAGCGCUCAUGUCCACCAAGCGAACCACCCGGAAUGCUCGAGCAAGUAGACCAACUAGUACUGCCACUAGCAACGGUAGGCAAACUACUUUCGAAAAUCCUAAAACAACACACAAAGAGUUUGGUGGUGUUUUAGGAGCAUUAGCUAUGAUAAUCUGUUUACCUAUUCUUGUACUUAUGUUUGCUUACGGUUGUGACAGAAUCGGUGGAUACAAUCCUUUCCAACGAUUUUACUCUAAUUUUGUUAUUGGAUUUAAUAUGGAACAAAUCAUUGACUACUUGAAGAAGUGGCAUUGGGGGGCAGCUUUAUUCUAUUUAGGAAUUGUCACUCAAUUAGCUGUCUACAGUAUUGCUAUGCCAGGAGAAAAAGUGGAGGGUGUUCCUCUUCGUGAUGGCUCACGCCUAAAGUAUAAAAUAAAUGCAAUCGCUGUUCUUCAAACAUUCGCAUUCAUGGCAAUUAUGUCACUACGUGGCCAAGGAUGGUUUUUGUUCUUGUGGGUUAGAAGACAUUUUGGAGAUAUUGCUCUCUUCUCUAUCUUCUUCUCUUUCCUUGUUUCAGUUUUUGUUUAUGCACGCAGUUUCAUUGGUAAAAAAAUGUUAGCUAUAGGGGGAAACACAGGCAAUUUUAUUUACGAUUUUAUGAUUGGACGCGAACUCAAUCCACGUAUUGGUAACUUUGAUAUCAAAUUUUUCUGUGAAUUACGCCCAGGGUUGAUUAUGUGGCUAUGCUUAAAUAUCACUUUUGCUAUCUGUCAAUGGGUUGAACUGGGAAGGCUUACUUAUUCGAUGGUCUUGGUGAAUGUGUUCCAAGCUUGGUAUAUUUUUGACGCUUUACUGAAUGAGGCUAGUAUAUUGACAACAAUGGACAUUACCACCGAUGGUUUUGGUUUUAUGCUAGCGUUUGGUAACUUAUGUUGGGUUCCUAUGAUGUACAGUUUACAAGCACGCUAUCUCGCCGAUCACCCUGUCGAUUUAAGUACACCUUAUUUGGUUGCCAUUGUUGUGCUUCAACUCAUUGGUUAUUGGAUUUUCAGAUCAGCCAAUUCUCAAAAGGACACUUUCCGUAAAAAUCCCAACGAUCCAAGUGUUGCAGGUCUCCAAUCUAUUCAAACAAGAGCUGGUACACGUCUACUUACAUCUGGAUGGUGGGGUAAGGCUAGACAUAUCAAUUAUUUUGGUGAUUGGUUAAUGUCGGUUGCUUGGUGUCUACCUUGUGGUUUCAAUUCCUGGAUUCCCUAUUUCUACAGUAUUUACUUUGCAAUCUUAUUGAUUCAUCGUGAACGUCGCGAUGACGAUAAAUGCCGUAACAAGUAUGGAGAUGACUGGAACCGUUAUUGCUCUAUCGUCAAAUAUAGAAUUAUUCCUUUCAUCUAUUAAAUUAAAAUUAUUUAACAAUAUUAUGAAAUUUCCUUCUUCCUGAAAUUAUUUUGGGCAGACUUGCUAUAAGAAUAUUCAUGACUCUAAAAUGCCUUGGCUUUUAUACAUUUAAUGGAAAUACCA
Molecule: messenger RNA, 1663 nt
Organism: Mycotypha africana
Lineage: Eukaryota; Fungi; Mucoromycota; Mucoromycetes; Mucorales; Mycotyphaceae
Product: ergosterol biosynthesis ERG4/ERG24
Exons: 4
Coding region: 26-1540 (504 amino acids)
Biological process (GO): ergosterol biosynthetic process
Cellular component (GO): endoplasmic reticulum membrane
Molecular function (GO): Delta14-sterol reductase activity
Source: RefSeq, a predicted model, not a curated record